AUGGUUAUCCACGCCCCGGGAAGGGCUGACGCAGCUACUGAUUAAGCGUAUUCCCCCUGUAAGAGACUUGAACAGAGGAGUUGUUCUGAGAUCUGGAGAUCUGAUCACAGAGACCUCGUCUCUCUCUGUCUGUGACUCUGAGCCGACACGGAGACCUGCGAGGGGAAGCGUUCGUGGCGGGGGAGCUGGAGCACUGCAGAGCGACACAAGGGUUGUUUCCACGGAGACGGAGCCUGGUCCAGCGCGGUGGGACAGUCCAGAGAUGGAGCACGGUCACUACGGUAACACAGUGCUGAUGGUCCUCCUCACAGCCCUGUGUGCGGAGGGCUCAGCAGUGACCAUGAUGACGGGGCAUGUGGGAGGAGAGAUCAGCAUUCUGUGUCCUCCAAGAAGCGUUCCGUUCACAGAUGCCAACAGCAGGAAGUGGUUCUGCAGGGGCCGGUGUCCGGGCCCAGGCCUGCUGGUGGACAGCCAGACAGGGAGGAGGCAGGCAGCCUCAGGGAGAUACAGCCUGGAGGACAGGGGGUCCGGAGCCUUCUCCGUGUCCGUCUCUGGGCUGCUUCAGUCGGACUCGGGGACGUACUGGUGUGGCCUGGAGGGAGACGCGUACCAGGAGGUCCAUCUGACAGUUGUGAACUACAGCUCAGCUCCUGGGGCUUCUUCUCCACAGGCUACCGUGGCAACAACAGCGGCCGUGGCAACAACAGUUUCAUCCACACAGAGCACCCUGGUCCACAAGACUGCACGGCCCCCCCUGACAGGUGCCUCCAUGGUCAUCCCAGUGUCUGUCAGCCUGGCUGUCCUGGUGUGUGCUCUCAUUCCUGUCAUCUUCUACACACGUUGGAGGGCAAACAAGGACACAGUGUCGAUGACUGAAGUGGAGACAGGAAGCAGAGGGGAGUCCGGCGGGGAGGAACAGGACUGUAGUGAAGACCAAAGCUCCUCUCAUCAGCCUGGGCCACCGGGGGACCCAGAAUGCACUGCAGCUGACCCAGAAUGCACUGCAGCUGACCCAGAAUGCACUGCAGCUGACCCAGCCCUUUAUGACACCAUCUAUCAGGCUCUAGAUCCUCAGGCACUGGACUGCAGCCUCCAGCUCUGAGCACAAAGUACAGAUGUGUGUGUUGGUCUUUGUGACGGCUUGUGUGUGUGUGUCUGUGAUUGCCUGCAUAGGUGUGUGAUGUGUGUGAAUAUGAAGUGUAUGUGUGUGU
This is a messenger RNA of Hypomesus transpacificus, 1211 nucleotides long. Its product is annotated as CMRF35-like molecule 5. Lineage: Eukaryota; Metazoa; Chordata; Actinopteri; Osmeriformes; Osmeridae. The record is from RefSeq and is a predicted model, not a curated record. The transcript has 6 exons. The coding region runs from base 263 to 1102 and encodes 279 amino acids.